UUAUUGAAAUUGUUCGAUGUAAAGAUACUAGUAGCUCUGUGAGUGUAUGCGUACACAGUCCUGCUUCCAAGGAUCCUGGAAGGAGAUCUCGUUGUCCAAGCAAGGAGGUUAAAAAAACCUUGAUCCUAGCAACUUAUAUUCUUUUGCUAGGGAAAGUGACUCGUUACCACCGUAGCAGCAUUCACACGUACCAGACACUUGGUCAACAUGGCAACCAAAGCUGCAGCACAUCUGAACCAAGAGGGGGACAGGGAUGGACUUGGUGAGGAUUUUCCGCGUACCCACAAGUGUAGCGAAUGUGGCAAGCAGUUUCGUCAUCUGAGUGCGCUGAUAAGACACAUGCGCACUCACAAUGGUGAGAAACCGUACAGGUGUGAGGAGUGCAGCAAAGAGUUCAGUGAGCUGGGUAAUCUGAAGAGACACAUAAGGACUCACAGUGGUGAGAAUCCUUACAAAUGUGAGGAGUGCAGCAAACAGUUCAGUGAGCUGGGCAAUCUGAAGAGACACAUAAGGACUCAUACCGGUGAGAAGUCGUAUAGAUGUGAGGAGUGCAGCAGGCAGUUCAGUGAGCUGGGGUCGCUGAAGAAGCAUAUGAGGAUUCACACUGGAGAAAAACCUUACACGUGUGUGGAGUGCAGCAAACAGUUCAGUCAGUUGGGAACGCUGAAGAAGCAUAUGAGGACUCACACUGGUGAGAAACCUUACAAGUGUGAGGAGUGCAGCAAACAGUUCAGUGUGCUGGGAGAUCUGAAGAGACACAUGAGGACACACACCGGUGAGAAACCUUACCAAUGUGAGGAGUGCAGCAAGCAAUUCAGUAAACUGGGAGUUCUGAAGAGGCAUAUGAGGACUCACACUGGAGAGAAACCUUACAUAUGUGAGGAGUGCAGCAGGCAGUUCAGUGAGCUGGGUCAUCUGAAGAAACACAUUCGGACCCACAAUGGUGAGAAACCCUACACGUGUGAGGAGUGCAGCAGACAGUUCAGUCAGCUGGAAAAUCUGAAGAGGCAUAUGAGGACACACACCAAUGCGAAAUCCUAACGGUGUAAAAGGAUUGGCGCUUAAACGUCACCCAAGUGAUCGAAAAGGUGGCAUACGGACCCACGGAGGAUGAAAGUCGUGUAGAGCCGCUGAUGUAAAAGUUAGGCCAUGUUUAUUUGAUUACUGAGUGUAUAGAUCAUGACAUCCGAGGGUGCAUCAAUUUUCACAAAACAUUUCCACAAAAAAGUUUUCUACCAAACAGUAAAUUGUACAAACCAGCUGUAAAAUAAGCACAUAUAUGCCGUAAAUUGAGAAAAAUAUAGGAAAACAGAAUGUCAUAGAAUGCCAAGGUGAAAAAAGUUCCAAAACCAAAGAAGCAAAAAAAACAAAAAUGAAGAAUCCAUUGUUCGGCAUACCAUGCUCUGUGUGUUCAGUCAUUUGUUCAACUUUCUUGAACACUUAGAUUUCAUUGUAACUUUUUUGGGCCAAACAUUUUUCAUUCGCAUGUUGAAUCAGGGUUGGAGUUCCUCGAGGAUGUCAUCCCUAUAUUCAACUCAGCAUGGCUUUAGGUAGGUUUGGCAGCUAGGGUACUAGUAAUUGAAAGAGACCAGUAGGUCACAGAGAAGCUGGAAAAGUUAUAAGAUUGCUCGUGUACAUUUUUUGUAAUGGAUUGUUAUUGUUAUUGGGUGGGCCGACUCCUCACUCUUUGCAGCCAGGGGCUGA
Branchiostoma floridae (Florida lancelet) is the source of this 1704-nucleotide messenger RNA. RefSeq names its product zinc finger protein 678-like. Gene Ontology annotation, cellular component: PcG protein complex; transcription regulator complex. Gene Ontology annotation, molecular function: RNA polymerase II cis-regulatory region sequence-specific DNA binding; DNA-binding transcription factor activity, RNA polymerase II-specific. The coding region runs from base 208 to 1041 and encodes 277 amino acids. Gene Ontology annotation, biological process: regulation of transcription by RNA polymerase II. NCBI's taxonomy places the organism in Eukaryota, Metazoa, Chordata, Leptocardii, Amphioxiformes, Branchiostomatidae. The record is from RefSeq and is a predicted model, not a curated record. The transcript has 2 exons.